GAGUACUUUUGAUGACUAUAUAAUUGACCUCUGCCUGAUUGCAAUGAAGACGACUUAAUCAUAAUCACCAAUGGCGACAGAUCAAGAUGCGCCGCCCCCGGUGGCCGACUCGACCUUGCAGCUCGAUAUAGCCAAGCUUCAUGCUCUCCCGUCCGAACAGCAGGACCUAUACCUCUUGACCUUCUCCUCGGACCUAUCUCGCUACGCAGUCUCCUUGGACGAAGAUGGAGCUUCAGCACAGCAAGUCUGGAUCAAAAAGGAACUCCUACAAAUCGUCAACCUCCCGUCCCCAGCCCCAACACGUGUUAUCCGUAAUAACCUCGCUUCGACCUUCGCAUACCUCUUCACUAAGGGAAACCGCAAGCUGCUAUAUGAGUCUAUCAACGACCUGGUCGCCGUUCUAAACGCUGGGAAAGAGAAGCCUCUCAGGGCUAAACAUGCCGCCGUUCACUGUCUGGGUGCCAUCUUCGAGGCUGCUGGUGACAGUGCCAUCAGUUUGUCCAGCUUGACCUGUACCUCCGUUCUGCGAAUACUCAAAUCUGCCUCCACGCAUACUGGCUUACGGGCUGCCGUCUACAAGGCUUUGGGCAGGGUCGCUAGAGGUAUCGGCAGCUCUAUCGACGAGACCGUCGCAAAAGAGUCUUGGAAGUCUGCGCGUAAUGCUGCUUCAAGCGACAAGGCUCUAUUGGUUCAGAUGAAUGCUUGCUGGUGCCUCGAGCAACUAGCGACUUACACUUCCUAUUACGACAACUCAAAUGACUUCGACAAGUUGCAAGCUGCUCUGUGGAAAGCCAUGGAUAGUUCCUCGGUCUCCGUCAGGCAUGCUGCCUCUACUUGCAUGGCCGCCAUUCUUGUCAAGAGCUUCUCGGAGGCUCCAGUACGAGACGUGCUUCCUCCGAAAAAGUCCAAGAAAUCAAAGAAACAGGGAGCUGCAGAUGACGGCGAAGACGAAUUGGAGCGCCCCACUACGCCUGUAUCAUCCAAGCCAAUCACCUCGUUAGCUUUCAGCUUGCUGGAUAUCAUGCGUCAACUUUCUACUCAAUACUCGAAGCCUGCAGUCUCAAAUCGCUCUCGUGCUGCUAUAGCUAUAUGCUACAAGCAAAUCUUGACAGCGCUGGGUGAGAGCGUUGUCGAGAGACAAUACGGUGUGAUCGCUAAACAUCUGUUUACCGAGCUGCUAAGCAACCAGAGUCUCACAUACCACCGAUAUCGUACUCUCAUGACCAGAAAAUUUGUUCGUAUUAUUCUGCAAGACGUGGUGGGUGGCAUGCUUGGUGAGACAUCGCAGUUGAACGCUGCCCGCUUCCUCAUGAACGACAUCAUCAAGGACUAUCCUCAAGUCAUCAAAGAGCGACCAGAGCCUGGAAAACUGACUCUGACGGCUGCGUUAAGUGCUCUGACCUCGCUUAUCGACAGGUUAGAUGCUGCUGUGAGCAUCAUAUCAGAAAGUUGUCGCGAGUCUCUGCUGCAAGUCCUGCAACAUCCCAGUUAUACCGUACAAGUCCAUGCUUCGAGGUGUAUGAGAUCUUUCGUACUGGCUUGUCCUCAGCAGCUUCUCCCGACAGUGACAAUCUGCAUGAAUAGCGUCAAUCGAGAAAUAGGUCUUCUCACUGGACCUCGACAAAGUCCGAGACGAUGUGCUGGCUACGCGAACGGCCUUGCUGCUGUGUUGAGCGCUUCCAACAAACACCCUCUUUACGGAUCCGUGGAUGUCUACGCCCGUGUACUCACACAAGCCACUGGAUUACUUAAAUCGAGCAGCAACUCAGAUUUGCGAGUCUCCAGCACUCAAGUGCAGGUCGCCUGGAUUAUGAUAGGAGGUCUCAUGUCACUUGGACCUAAUUUCGUGAAGAUUCAUCUUUCGCAACUGUUGUUACUUUGGAAGAAUGCUCUUGCGCCUCCUAACAAGGAGAACAUGGCACGUCAAAGUCAGCUUGAACUCAGUUUCCUUGCUCACGUCCGCGAAUGCGCUCUAGGAUCCGUCAAGGCUUUCUUGCACUAUAACAUCAAACUCUUGACAUCUGAUGUGUCGAGGCGUCUCGCUAGCAUGUUACAGAACACGGGUACAUUCCUAGCAAUCUUGCCUGAAAGAAAGACAUCUGAGGAUAUGUCACAGCGACUGUCUCCGGCAUUACAACUGGUUGACUUCGACCUCAUGGUGCGGCGCAGAGUCUUCCAAUGUUACACUGCUCUCGUGACUGCAAGCCCCGCUGCAGCUUCAGAGAUCGCAACGCAGUCGAACGUCCUCCCACUAGCUGUUGCUUCUUUCGCCGAUCCGGAUCGCCUUGGCCCUUCAUCAUUGAGCGUUUCAAUCGCUAGCUCAGCAGGCACGCUUGAUAGCAUCUGGGGCGUGGGCGACAAUAGUGGUUUCGGCGUAAACGGUUUGAUCAAUGGCUUGGAUUAUGUUCCUCUGCCCUUUGAGAAGCAAGGCGAAUCAGAAGACCACUGGUCCACACGACAUAGCUUCGAAGCACUAAUAGAUCGAACAAUCCUCUCACCAAUCGGCGGAGCAUGGGAGCAUGAUUCUACGACUUCUUAUGUUGCCCCUGAACAGCCUCAAUUCUAUGACCAACCCCAGCCUCCUGCAACAGAAGUGGUGAAUAGUGCUAUUGGGAUUUUCGCUUUGGCGUUCCCUCUACAAUCUCCCAGAAUCCAGGAUAGCAUUCUCGAACAGGUCAACUCGUUCUUGACGUCAUCCACUGUACAGAAAAGCGUUGCACAGAAAGCGGCCCUGAGCGCAAACAUUGCACUAGCUUUGUUGGUCACCUGCAAAGUCUUGACUGGCCAGGUCAGAGGUUUGGAUGGUAAGCUUCAGAGUGCGAACGCAGAAAGGAACAUGCAAAAUCUACUUCAUGCCUUUGUCGCCGAUCCUGAUGAAAGCGUUCGCCAUGUUGCUGCGCAAGCUCUGGGCCGUCUCUGUGAAGUCGGUGGCAAUGAUCUUACAUCGCGCGAGAUCAAUUACUUGAUCGAAACCAUUGUCUCGAACACCGAGCCUCAUGUUCGUUCUGGCUGUGCACUUGCAUUGGCUUGUAUUCACAAUUCACUCGGCGGCAUGGCGGCCAGUUUCCAUCUGAAAACCAUUCUCGGUAUCUUCAUGUCUCUCUGCGCCGACCCCCACCCACUGGUCCAUUUCUGGGCACUGGAAAGUCUAAAGAGAAUCGUCGACUCUGCCGGCUUGACAUUUUCUGGUUACGUCUCAAGCACUAUUGGUCUUCUUGGGCAGUUGUAUGUACUGGACACGCACAAUGCUGAGACAGGCCCGCUAGCAUCCUCAAACCUGGAAGUCGACUUGGAGACAACCGCAGCCAAUGUUUGUUGUGUUGACGCCAUUAUAAACGUGAUGGGACCAGAUCUUUCUGAGAUGGCGAAACCUCGCGGCAUGGUGCUGACCUUGAUCCGGCAGUUCCAGACCGAGAGCGAUGUUCUAGUGCUGGUCGAGAGUACCAGGUGUUUGGGCAAUCUCUCGAUGUAUGCACCAGGCCACAUGGAGUUUGAGAAGUACGUCAAGCGACUACAGAUUGACCUUGACUCCCCAUCUCCCGAGAUUCGUGACAUGGCUAUUGGUGGACUGGCUAACCUCAUGCGUCGAGAUGCUGAAGACAUUGUUCGUACCGCAAACCCUGGGCUGGAGGAUAAAUUGUGGGACGUGCUUGAUCAAAACCCUGCUCAGGAGACGAUCAAAGAAAUCUUUGUCAACUGGUUGUCGCAGACUGGGCUUUCAGAUACGGCAGGCUGGAUUCAAAGAUGCAACGCAGUCCUGACGAAGGCCAAAGCUCGUGUUGACACAGCUUCUCAAGUUGAAGCCGCAGCCAAGAAGGCAGCAGCUACCGACUUACAGGAUGAGGAAGUCGCAGGUUUCGCUGCCGGAGCAGGCACUAAGGAUGAAGACGCCUCCGCUCCAACCUCAAGUCAGGAACUGAUGAGAUGGCAAGUACGACUGUUCGGUAUGAAUCUUCUCAACAGCCUCUUGGAUACUGUUGUCAAAGAGUCCGCUGUAAACGAAGAUAUCCCCGCCUUAGCCUCACUCCAGCAAAGGAUCUCCGAUGUCGUACGCGUCGCAUUCUCUGCUUCCACAGCUAAUGUUGUUGGACUCCGCAUCUUGGGUCUGCAUAUUAUCGACCAGGUCCUUAGAUUAUUCGGUGGUGUACCCGAUCCCGAUUUCACCGAGGCAAUGCUGCUUGAACAAUACCAAGCCCAGAUUAGUUCCGCGUUAACUCCUGCCUUUGCUGUCGACUCAUCUCCUGAGCUGGCAGCAGAGGCUAUCAACGUUUGCGCCACAUUCGUGUCAACAGGCAUCGUCACAGACAUUGACCGGAUGGGCCGCAUCUUGAAAAUUCUGGUUGCCGCUCUUGAGACAUUUGCAGGAUCUACCGAAACAUCCUCCAUUGGAGAGCUGAAAGGUCUCAGUCCCAAUGCUCAAGUCAUGGUACGCAUGUCAGUAUUCUCAGCAUGGGCUGGCCUACAAAUUGCUACGGCAGAGCAGAAAUACCUAGUCGAUGUCGUUAAGCCUCACGUUGCGAAAUUGACACCGCUGUGGCUUUCAUCUCUUCGUGAGUAUUCUCGCCUACGUUUCGAGCCGGACAUCUCGAACAACACCAGCGCGACACCACUAUCGGAUGACCUCGAGACUGUGUACGCAGCGCUAAAUCGCGAGACUUUGCUCAAGUUCUACCAAGAUUCGUGGCUCAAUCUUGUGGACGCCAUUGCCAGUCUGAUUGAUGAAGACAGCGAGUUUGUGUUUGAUGCGCUUGAUGGCAAGACCGAAGCUGACUCUAAUGGCGCAACCACCGUAUCACGCGGAAGCGACAUCAAUUACCGUGAAGAGCCUGUCGCGUUCUUCUUCGUGUUGUUCGGCCUUGCGUUCGAAGCUCUCGCUAGUAAGCCUGGUGCAGAUUCGGCAACUGCGAGAGCCCAAAAGCUCGAAAUCUUGCAGGCACUCAAGAGAAUCCUACGCCCCUCCAUCUCAGGUAACGCCAUUUACCAGGAAGUGAUCUUCAACGAGACGAUGGACCUGUUCGACCGUAUGAUCCUCACUGAGCCUUCCAAUGUGCAGACUGUGAUCGUUGAGAUCGCAAGAAAUCUGUGUGUCGGCCAUCCCUCGUCAAGGCAAGGUAUGAGCGCGGACGAUCAUUUGUCCGAUGACAUUGAUCAACUCUUUGAGUUGACCCGCAUCAUCGUACUUGUAUUGGCAAGCAUCGUUCCUGGUCUGGCAGAGAGCCCUCGACCUGUGCGAGCUGAGAUAUCAGACGAGGCAGUCACGCUAGCACGACUCUCGCUGGAUGCAUUGGUCGAUGCUUCCGAAGUCUUCCCUUCUAUCAUCAGGGCCGACCUUCACGCAUGUAUUUUCCAGAUCUUCGUCACAAUCAUGAGUACGGGUGCCUGCCAAGCGACCUUGGUUCCACAAGCGCUACCUAUCUUCCGCCGCUUCAUCAGUGGUGUCGGUACUGAGCCCAGCGACGACACCAAGAAACAGAUCCGCAGCACCCUUUCUCGAUUCUUAGUGAUCCUCAAAAAUGCUCAGAAGCGUGAAUUUGAGGCGUCUCUACCUUGCGAGAAAAACACAAUACUCGCGGGAACAAUGCUCAUCACGUCUGCAAAUACGGCUUUCGAAGCCAACGAUCCGGUUCUGCUACGCUUUGUGACCGAACUGACAGAAUGUCUUGACAACCCAAUGACAACGAAGAUGGCCGCAGGCUGUGUACGAACACUACUUGUCGUGCCUAUUCGCGGUGCCGCACACCCUGCUAUACUAUCGCGUCUGUUACCGCGUCUAGUGACUUUCCUCACUGCACCUUCUGAUCUCGAAGGCAUUGAGCAGAGUCGCACUAUCAUCGCGCAGAGUCUCACCACUGCCCUUUCAUCCUUGCCCACAGAGAAGAGACUAGCAGGCUUCGCACUUCUCAUCCCCACAUUACUCGCACGCGCUCAAAAAGAGACCAGCGAUGCUGUACAGAAGGAAACAGCAGCCAGACUACUAGAGCUCGCCAGCAACGACGCAAACGCCUUCAGAGGUGUUGUGACGCGCCUCAAUGCCGACCAAAAGACCUUUAUGGAAAGAGUGAUCAAGGGAUCACAAGGACCGAGACAAGAAGUCAGAGAAGAGGUUGAAGAAAAGGAACCGACGAUUGCAUUGAAGAUGAAUUUCUGAGCGUGAGAGGCAAAGGAGAGGAUGUUUGAUAUUAGAGAUACCACGGUGGGCUGAG
This is a messenger RNA of Aureobasidium pullulans EXF-150, 6203 nucleotides long. Its product is annotated as ARM repeat-containing protein. Gene Ontology annotation, cellular component: endocytic vesicle; membrane; Golgi apparatus. Gene Ontology annotation, molecular function: protein binding. The coding region runs from base 71 to 6148 and encodes 2025 amino acids. Gene Ontology annotation, biological process: retrograde transport, endosome to Golgi; intracellular protein localization; endocytosis. Lineage: Eukaryota; Fungi; Ascomycota; Dothideomycetes; Dothideales; Saccotheciaceae. The record is from RefSeq and is a predicted model, not a curated record. The transcript is spliced from 3 exons.